Oxyura jamaicensis (ruddy duck) is the source of this 1223-nucleotide messenger RNA. RefSeq names its product lin-28 homolog A (gene LIN28A). The record is from RefSeq and is a predicted model, not a curated record. Bases 91 to 699 code for a protein of 202 amino acids. Lineage: Eukaryota; Metazoa; Chordata; Aves; Anseriformes; Anatidae. The transcript has 4 exons. Gene Ontology annotation, molecular function: nucleic acid binding; zinc ion binding.
CUCAAAGCUGGCCGAGGAGGAGGAGGAGGAGGAGGAGGGAGGAGGAGGCGGUAACAGCCACAACUCGGAAUUUGCAAGCCGGGUGUCGGGAUGGGGUCUGUUUCCAACCAGCAGUUUGCAGGUGCGAAACCCGGUGAGGAGACCACCGGAGACUCGCCCAAGGCCGACAACGAGCCCCAGCCUCUGCACGGCUCCGGCAUCUGCAAGUGGUUCAACGUCCGCAUGGGCUUCGGCUUCCUCUCCAUGACCGCCAAGGGCGGCGCGACGCUGGACUCGCCCGUCGACGUCUUCGUGCACCAGAGCAAGCUCCACAUGGAGGGCUUCCGCAGCCUGAAGGAGGGCGAAGCUGUCGAAUUCACCUUCAAGAAGUCAUCCAAAGGUUUGGAGUCCAUCCGGGUGACCGGCCCGGGGGGCGUCUUCUGCAUCGGCAGCGAGAGGAGACCCAAGGGCAAGAGCCUCCAGAAACGCAGAUCGAAAGGAGACCGAUGCUACAACUGCGGCGGGCUGGACCACCACGCCAAAGAGUGCAAGCUCCCGCCGCAGCCCAAGAAAUGCCACUUCUGCCAGAGCAUCAGCCACAUGGUCGCCAACUGCCCGGCGAAAGCGCAGCAGUCCCCCAGCUCUCAGGGAAAGCCUGCCUACUUCCGAGAGGAGGAGGACAUGCACAGCUCGCCCCUGCUCCCCGAAACCCGGGAAUGAUGGCAGGCGGCGGCGGGGGCUAACACCGGCACGGAGAGGCUUUGGCAAGGCAACGGGCGGCCACGGGGGCCGGGUGGAGGGAGCGGGGAGGGGAGACGGCAGCACCUUUUCCUCCCCCGAAGCCCGCUUUUAAAUUGGGAUGGCUCCAAAAAUAGCGGGGGGAGCAUUCAGCGCGCCUCUCGCAGGUAAAAAGGAACACGCUUGAUUCGUCUUUAUUCUCCACGAAGCCGGGCAGUGGCGUCUCUGGGAGGAGGAGCAGAGAGGCAGCAUCUCAGGGAGGCUCUCGCGGCUCCCUGCUCCCCUGCCCCGUGCCCGGAGGAGGGAGGGACGAGGGCGGCAGAGCUGGGGGACACCCACGGGCCGGCCCCGCGGCUCCCCCAGCUCCUCGCUCGCAGGUCUCCCCGCUUCCGAAACACGGAGCUGGGCAGUAGGAAGGCUGCGAGGGCUGGAAGUGCUUAAGCCGGCUGCCGGGGUUUUGCUGGUGGUGUUUCCCUCGGGGAAACGCAACCCAGCCGGGGCUCCCG